Molecule: messenger RNA, 1962 nt
Organism: Nymphaea colorata (pocket water lily)
Lineage: Eukaryota; Viridiplantae; Streptophyta; Magnoliopsida; Nymphaeales; Nymphaeaceae
Product: serine--tRNA ligase, chloroplastic/mitochondrial
Exons: 10
Coding region: 39-1652 (537 amino acids)
Biological process (GO): mitochondrial seryl-tRNA aminoacylation
Cellular component (GO): mitochondrion
Molecular function (GO): ATP binding; tRNA binding; serine-tRNA ligase activity
Source: RefSeq, a predicted model, not a curated record
GCAAAAAGGACGAGGGAGACGGAGAGAAGGGAGAGAAGAUGAUGAUGUUAUUGGGCUUCACGAGCGUUGGCGGAGGAAGCCUGAGAUGGGCGUCCCUCCCCUGCACCUUCUUAUCGAGGAAGAGGGCUCCUUCUUCUUCCUCCUCUCUCUUCGCCAAAGCUGGUACCACCACCAUCAAAAGUAAGCUCCUCCCUGGCCUCCGCAAUGCCUGUGGUUUUGCUACCAGCAGAGAAGCUGCUGCUGCACCACUCUGCACAGCUUCCCUCCAAACUGCCCCAAUCACCCACCAGGACAAAGUUCCAGAUGAGAAGACUCAGCAGUGGAAGGCCGCGAUAGAUUUCAAGUGGAUACGUGACAACAAGGAGGCAGUUGCCACUAACAUCAGGAACAGGAAGUCCACCGCCAAUCUGGAACUCGUGCUUGACCUCUAUGAUCAAUUCAGCACCCUUCAGAAGGAAGUGGAACGGCUUCGUGGGGAGAGGAAUGCCGUCGCAAAUAAGAUGAAGGGGAAACUCGAGCCUUCAGUCCGUCAAGCACUAAUUGAAGAAGGAAAGAAUCUCAAGGAGGGACUGUUGGCUUUAGAAGAAGACCUUGCACAGCUCACCGAUCAACUCCAACGAGAAGCUCAAUGCAUACCGAACCUCACCCACCCUGAUGUGCCCAUUGGGGGAGAAGAUAAGUCUGUCCUAAGGAAAACGGUUGGAAGUCCACGCGAAUUUGGCUUUCCCAUCAAAGACCAUGUUCAGCUCGGGAAGGAACUUGAUCUAUUUGAUUUUGAUGCAGCUGCGGAGGUCAGUGGUUCAAAGUUUUAUUACCUAAAGAAUGAAGCAGUUCUACUGGAAAUGGCCCUUGUUAACUGGGCGCUCUCUGAAGCUAUGAAAAGAGGUUUUGUGCCAUUGGCUACUCCUGAGAUUGUUCGAUCUUCUGUAGUAGAGAAAUGUGGUUUCCAACCUAGGGGACAAAAUACCCAGGUUUACUCCAUUGAAGGAAGUGAUCAAUGCCUCAUCGGAACUGCAGAGAUACCUGUAGGAGGGAUCCAUAUCGAUUCUAUUCUUUCUGAUUCACAGUUGCCUUUGAAGUAUGUAGCCUUCUCCCACUGUUUCCGUACAGAAGCUGGUGCUGCUGGCACUGCAACACGGGGUCUUUAUCGGGUUCAUCAAUUUAGCAAGGUUGAGAUGUUUAUCUUAUGCCGUCCAGAGGAAAGUGAUUUCUACCAUGACGAAUUGAUCAAACUUGAGGAGGAUAUGUUUACUUCUCUCGGCUUACAUUUCAAGAUCCUGGACAUGUCCUCAGAGGAUCUAGGUGCACCAGCGUAUCGUAAAUUUGACAUUGAAGCAUGGAUGCCAGGUCUUGGGCGCUAUGGAGAGAUAUCAAGUGCCUCGAAUUGUACCGAUUACCAAAGCCGAAGGCUAGGAAUCCGUUACCGGCCUUCCCCACCUGAGCAAUCACUGCCUCCACAUGCCAAAAAGGGAAAGUCCAAUGUUACCUCUACGCAGUUUGUGCACACCCUCAAUGCUACUGCCUGUGCUGUACCAAGGAUGAUGAUAUGUUUGUUGGAAAACUUUCAGCAGGAAGAUGGAUCUGUUGUAAUACCCCAAGCGUUGAGGCCAUUCAUCGGUGGUCUUAAUGCAAUCUCACCUAGGCCAAGAUGAAUAAGGUGUUGAUUAUCCUGUUCUUUUUUUUUUUCAUCUAUUCAUUUCUGGAUGCACAUGAGAGAAAAAGAAAAGGAUGAUAUUAGACAAAAGUUUUGCUCGGGAUUGUACUGCAUCCAUUCAGUUGUGGGAAGGUGCCUUUGCAUUUUGAUUGCAUCCCUAAGAAACAUGGAGGUUUUGUUACGCAUGUGACGUUGGCGCGUAUAGCAGGUACUCGUAGCCACUCACUUGUGGACAUGUAUUCAUGUGCAUGGUUCCGCCUCCAGUUAUGAGAGAGUUGCCUUCCCCAUAUAUGCAAUUUAAAUGCGAA